AUGUCCAUCCAGAUCCGGUAUGCCACCGAAGCCGACGGCCCGGCGCUGGGCCAGAUCAACAUCGACAGCUUCAAACACCAGCGCUACUGGGGCAAUGUGUUUCCCGGCCUCGACGACGCCGCCAUCCACCCCGUGAAGCAUUUCCGCAGUCUGGAGAAAAUGGCGGACCCUACGGUCCACGUCCUAUCUGCCGUGGACACCGCCGCGGGCGAUCAGGUGGUGGGAUAUGCACGAUGGACGAUCCCCGGCGAAUCCAACCCGAAUGUUGUGGCGUUGUCCGAGGAGGCAAAGAAGACGACUGCGGACAUGUCGAGCGUGAUGCCCGCCGGGAUGUCGAUGCCGAUUUAUCGGGACUUUUUUACCAAGAUGAAGAAGUACCGGGGGGAGUAUGUGAAGGAGGACGACAUGAUUCUGGACUUUUUGGCCACCUCACCCUCCGCACAAGGCAAGGGCGUGGGGACUCGGUUGCUGCGGUGGGGGAUGGACCAGGCCGACGCGCGGAACGCCCGUAUCUACCUGGAGGCGACGGCCGACGGGUAUCCACUGUAUCGCAAGCAUGGCUGGACGACCGCAUUCGCCGAGGAUCCGUAUUUCCAGUGGCUCUUUGACAACACCAAAUACAACAUCCACCGCAACGCUGCCUCCCUCGCCGCCCACUUUCAGUACGGCCUCAACUGCAAGACCCCCAUGUUCGUUGCCAAAGCGCCCCCCAGCGACAAGCGCUCGUCCUCCGUCGUCGGCGUCUGCUGGUGGUACAGCCCGCACCCGCCGACCAAGCCCGUCUCCUGGACCGUCUGGGCCCAGGACUGGGUGCUCUCCUUCCGCCAGCUGCUGUAUAAUGUACGUUUUGGCGGCCGCGGUGGUCUGAACAUGCGCCGGUAUCAGCUGUGGAAGUCGAUGCAGAAGGAGACUCACGACGCGGUCUGGACUGACCCCCGCGGAUACUACUUUUGCAAUGUGAUUGCUGUCAGCGCGGAGAUGCGCGGCCAGGGGCUUGGGCGUAAGCUCGUUGAGGUGGUCACGAAGCAGGCGGACCGCGAGGGCAUCCCGUGCUACCUGGAGAGUUCCAAGGGCGUGCCAAAUUUGAUUAUUUACCAGAAGCUGGGGUUUGAGUUGGUGAGGGAGAUUAAUUGUGUGGAUGGGGACGAUGCUUGCAAGUUGUAUUGCAUGGUCCGCCAGCCCAACGAGAAGGCGAGAUUUGGUUGA
This is a messenger RNA of Aspergillus terreus NIH2624, 1206 nucleotides long. RefSeq names its product GNAT family N-acetyltransferase. The record is from RefSeq and is a predicted model, not a curated record. The transcript is spliced from 5 exons. NCBI's taxonomy places the organism in Eukaryota, Fungi, Ascomycota, Eurotiomycetes, Eurotiales, Aspergillaceae. Gene Ontology annotation, molecular function: acyltransferase activity, transferring groups other than amino-acyl groups. Bases 1 to 1206 code for a protein of 401 amino acids.